AGAAGGAAAGGUAUGAGUUUCAGACUUUAAUCAAGAUGAAACUGUUCGUAUUCCUGGCAUUGGCUGUGGCCGCAGCUAGCGCUGUCCCCACUCCCCAGCAGAAGCACACUCCUGUCCCUGUCAAGGACAUUGAGGGCCGUAUCACCAACGGGUACAACGCCUACGAAGGCAAGGUCCCCUACAUUGUUGGUCUGCUCUUCAGCGGCAACGGCAACUGGUGGUGCGGUGGCUCCAUCAUUGGCAACACCUGGGUCCUGACCGCUGCUCACUGCACCAACGGAGCUGAGUCUGUCACCAUCAACUAUGGUGCCAGCUUCCGCACCCAGCCCCAGUACACCCACUGGGUGCACCGCAACGACAUCAUCCAGCACCACCACUACAACAGUGGCAACCUGCACAACGACAUCUCCCUGAUCCGCACUCCCCAUGUCGAUUUCUGGCAUCUGGUCAACAAGGUUGAGCUGCCCAGCUACAACGAUCGCUACAACAGCUACGCCGGACAAUGGGCUGUUGCCUCCGGAUGGGGCGGCACCUACGACGGCAGCCCUCUUCCCGACUGGCUCCAGUGCGUCGAUGUCCAGAUCAUGUCUCAGGGCGAUUGCAGCCGCACUUGGUCUCUCCACGACAACAUGAUCUGCAUCAACACCAACGGCGGAAAGUCCACCUGCGGAGGAGACUCCGGCGGCCCCCUGGUUACCCAUGACGGCAACCGCCUGGUGGGAGUUACAUCCUUCGGUUCCGCUGCUGGUUGCCAGUCUGGUGCCCCAGCUGUCUUCAGCCGUGUCACCGGCUACUUGGACUGGAUCCGCGACAACACCGGCAUCUCCUACUAAGAGGAAACUCAUCCUUAUGCCCAUAUUUUCAUUGGGUUACUUCAAUAAACGAUUUUACAGCAA
This is a messenger RNA of Drosophila subobscura, 896 nucleotides long. RefSeq names its product serine protease 1. Gene Ontology annotation, molecular function: serine-type endopeptidase activity. NCBI's taxonomy places the organism in Eukaryota, Metazoa, Arthropoda, Insecta, Diptera, Drosophilidae. Gene Ontology annotation, biological process: proteolysis. The record is from RefSeq and is a predicted model, not a curated record. The transcript has a single exon. Bases 36 to 833 code for a protein of 265 amino acids.